AUGAGACAAAUAGAGGAUGCAGCACUUGCUGCUGUACGCAGUGUAUUGCUGACAUGGAAGGCAGAGCAGGAAGAGUUUGCGCAACAGCGGCUGCUGCAGCAGAAUCAGAGGGGCGAUGAAGUAUAUGUUGCUGGGUCUGCCCAUGGCAGCAGCAUCGGCAGCACUGCGGAAGCCUUCGAUGAAGCGUCUGCUGCAGUGUUUCCUACCGUAGGGGGAGUACGGAGGCUGCAGCAGCGUGAGCAGUGGCGAUUGCUUCCCCAGCCGGCAGGCAGUGGAAUGAUACAAGGCGGCCUCUCUCAGAUGAAGGGCGGGCCAGUGCUGCAAGAUCGACGGCUUUGCAGGAGCAGCAAAACUUCCUUCGUGUCUGAAGCAGCCAUAGCCUCAAGUGUACGUGCACCUGAGCAGCAGCAGCAGCAGCAGAGCCAGCAGAGAGAAGAUGCGAGGAACAGUAGCAGCAGUAUAAGUCCUGCAUUUCUGCUGAUUGGCAGUCCUUCCCCUCGAUACUUCCCGAAACGCCCGCGGGGCGCCAGCAGCAGCAGCAGCGGCGGCAGCUGGAUGCGUCACAACAGCAGCAGCAGCAACAGCAGCAGCAGCACCUGGCCGAGCGGCAGCUGCGGACGAAGCUGCGGAGAUAAAGAGAACAUGGACAGCCACACGAUCGCAGAAGAAGAGCAGCUUUAUCAUGAGUGGCUAGAUCAUGUUCACGGAGUCUAUAUAAAUCGAUUCGAUGAUACCGAUCAGUAUAGAGACGACUUCGAUCCAGGUUACCGCAUUCUUGAUAUUCCAGAGGCGGAGUAUAUCAACGAUUUCCAUAGACUGAAACAGAAUCCAAUAGAGUUGCUGCUGCUGCUGCUAGUAGUAGUAGUAGUGAGGGAGGAGGCGAUUAUGAGGCAUCUCUUUGCAGUGCAUCUCGAGGCAGUUCUCCGUGCUUUGGAUCCGCCGAGGCAGCACACACGUUUGCUGCUGCUGCUGCUGCUGCUCCUGCUCCCGCUGCGGCUGGUGGUGCUCUUCCUGGUCCUGCUGCGGCUGGUGGUGCUGCUGCUGCUGCCCCUGCUGCUGCUGCUGCCGCUCCUGCUGCUGCCGCAAUGCUACCUUUUGCGGCAGAUAGUGACGCAGCAACACGA
This is a messenger RNA of Rangifer tarandus platyrhynchus (Svalbard reindeer), 1124 nucleotides long. Lineage: Eukaryota; Metazoa; Chordata; Mammalia; Artiodactyla; Cervidae. The record is from the annotation of a GenBank genome assembly.